Molecule: messenger RNA, 1485 nt
Organism: Helianthus annuus (common sunflower)
Lineage: Eukaryota; Viridiplantae; Streptophyta; Magnoliopsida; Asterales; Asteraceae
Product: myelin transcription factor 1-like protein
Exons: 2
Coding region: 396-1316 (306 amino acids)
Source: RefSeq, a predicted model, not a curated record
UUAUGGUAAAUCCAAAAACCAACUUCUUGUUCGCUCCCAACUCCAGUAAGAUCCACCUUUUUACAACACGCACACACUGACACACGCUUGGUUAUGGUUAAUGAGAGAGAAAGAGAUUGUGUGUCUAGAAGUGAAACUACAUACAUAGCUCCUACUGUCUAAGCUACCGCACUCAAAUGUAGAAGAAAACCCCACCCCCUUUCACUUUCACUUUCACUUUCCCUUCAAAAUCCAGGUAUUCAUCUUAAUUUAUCUUUUAAUUUUGCUUGUAAUGACUCUCUGCUUGCUUUCUAGGGUUUCCUUACCUUAUUAUUAUUGAUUCUGCUGGAUUUGGGGGAAAUUUGAUCCAAUUGCUCAUCCACCCUAGGCCACUUUGUUAUUCUUAAUAUAUCAACAUGUAUAGACAUUCACCUGUAAGAAACCAGAGGUCCAAAGGAAUCAAGACCAAACAUGUUGUGCAACUUUGUUUAUUAACUGCUGUUUGCUUUUGGCUACUCUUCCAAGUCAAAAGGUCCCAUGACAAGAAGAAAGAGUUUGAUGCCAACAUCUCAUUAAACACACAUGCUACUGAUGAAACCGUCAAAUUUGGAAGAAAAGACCUUCAACCAAAACUAGUGGAAACAACCACAGGGAUCCAGAUGCCUGAGGAUACUCAAGAACAAGAAGACGACGAAGAAGAAAACAAACACGACGAAGAAGAGCAAGAUGAAGAUAAGAUUGAGGAUGGGGGAGGGGGUGGGGAUGAUGAGAUCGAUGAAAAGUCAAACAUGGAGAUUGACCGUGAUGAGGUGGAUAUCAUAGAUGAAGACAAAGAAAUUGAAGAGAGUGAGGGUGAGGAACACGAAGAGAAAGACGCUGAAAGUGAAACGGAAAGCAGGGUUGAAGAUGGAUCCACCCACGAGGCACGUGAAGAACACUACAAAGCGGAUGAUGCUUCUAGUGCAGUUCUUACUCAUGAUCCCGAAAACGAAAUACAGAAUGGAACUUUAGAUGAUAAUUCAAGUGAGAAUGUUGGUUUAGUUGAUCACGGAACUGUAGCUGAAGAAAAAAAUUCUCAAUCCAUGAAUGCCACUUCAUCAGUUGAGAAUCCAAAUACCACAACCGUUUCUAGUGAUUACCGGUUUGAUUCUAAUGCAACAGUGACUAAUACAACACCAAAUUUGACAAAUAACUCAGGGAUGUUGAAGCCGAAUGGUGAAGACGAUGAUUCAGAAAGUGAUAAUUUGGAGACUAAUAAAGAAGAUCCAACAUAUUCAGAGGGCCAGAAUGAUCUAGAAACAAUGCCUGAGAUUGAAACAGAUACUGCUUCAGAAUAAAACAAGAUGCUUUUUUUGGAGUUGUUUAGUUAUUUCCACCUAUUAGAAUUUAGAAGUUGUGGGUUGUACUACUUGUGGAAUGUUGAGUGUCAAUAUUAAUAGCAUUUGGUUUGGUAUGUAAAAUCAAUCUUCCACUCAUGAUGAAUCAAUAUUUCAGGAGUUUGACACA